UAAAUAGUACCUAUAUACACUGAUUCAUACAUUAAAUAAAUUUUAAAUUCUAUAUAGGUUUAGGUGUCUAUUGUAAAACUAUAAAAUUUACUUAUAACUACACGAAUGAAAUAGUACAAUUAGUACAUUUGUGGUAGAAAAAAUAGGCUAGUACUAUGGAUAUGUUAGGAGAAACAGAGAAAAAGCGUCAAACUCCACCCAUGUUGAAAAAAAUUUUGCAGUAUGAUGUUCAAAUUACGAAGACAUUUGUUGACAGAGCACUAAAAAUAACUGCUCUAAAGUCUUUACGGAACCAUUCUCAAUUACUAGAGAUAUCAUGUCAUGGCAUAGUUUGGCUUGCAGGCUGGCUCACUUUCAUAUGGCUGUUUAAUAGUAAAGAUCUUUACCAGUUGCAAGUUAAUAUGUUGAUUGCACUAAUUUUAGACAUUGUUGUGGUAGCUGUAUUGAAAGCAUUUGUAAGAAGACGACGACCGGUACCAAUGAAUAAGCUCAUGGAAGUUGGUCCUGAUAAGUUCUCAUUCCCAUCCGGACAUGCAAGCAGGGCUGUGCUCAUCUCGUUCAUUUUAAUAUACUUUGAUUCGGUAUCAAUAAUUUUCUACCCCCCACUUAUGGCUUGGGUAGUUUCAGUGUCCAUUUCCAGGGUAUUGGCUGAACGUCACUAUCUACUGGACAGCAUAGGAGGUGUGGGUAUUGGAAUUCUUGAAGGUCUCUUCAUGUCCCUCAUAUGGUUGUCCCAAAGUACAUCUGCUAGUAUUCUGUCAUCAUUGUCUGAUGAAAAAUUAGAUGGUGGAGAAUACCAUGUAUAAACAUAAAGUUUUUUAUUAAACAUUUAGAAAGCCUAAAUGAUUCUAGUAUGCUUAAUAUAAAUUAAUAUUAUUUUAAAAUUGUUAAAUAUUGUUUUAGGAAUAUGAGUAGACUUGGGCCAUUACAAACUGCAACUGAGUCAUAAAUCAUUUUUAUCAGACCUCUCGUUCACACUUAUAGGCAUAUCCGAUCUCUCGCCCACACGUCUACACAUUCGUGUAUAAAACUUAAAUCAAUAUAAUUAAAAAAAAAAACGUUUAUUAUUUAAAUUUUUUCUGGGUCACUUUUUAAUUCGUUAAACCCUAUCAACACAUUAUGAAUAACCAAACGAGUUUGGGCGUUAAUAUCACCUUUUAAUUUUAACAAAGUUAAGUUUUAUCGAAUAAUGCUUCUAUGGUUCGCGUAGGAUUGUCUUGUCUAAUGAUAACUAACACAAUUUUUACAAAUACCUACAACCUACAUUUGACAUGUACCAGUCAUCAACGACUACCCAAACCCAAGCGGUAUCCCUCGAUAUCGAGUUGCGCGACAUUCCUUUUACGUAAUAUUUUAUGACUCAGUUCGCACAUUUGUAAUGGCCCAAGCAUAGAUACUGAUAUCGAAUUAUAAUCGUGCAACUAAAUUAAAUUAUCUCGUUGUCUUUUUAUACUGUAACUUUUGUUGAUGUUCACUUAAUGAAAAAAAUAAAAAUUAACACUUUA
This is a messenger RNA of Bombyx mandarina (wild silkworm), 1505 nucleotides long. Its product is annotated as polyisoprenoid diphosphate/phosphate phosphohydrolase PLPP6. Gene Ontology annotation, molecular function: sphingosine-1-phosphate phosphatase activity. Lineage: Eukaryota; Metazoa; Arthropoda; Insecta; Lepidoptera; Bombycidae. The record is from RefSeq and is a predicted model, not a curated record.